Molecule: messenger RNA, 1879 nt
Organism: Centropristis striata (black sea bass)
Lineage: Eukaryota; Metazoa; Chordata; Actinopteri; Perciformes; Serranidae
Exons: 4
Coding region: 246-1094 (282 amino acids)
Source: RefSeq, a predicted model, not a curated record
GAAGAUGGCAGAGGGUCUUGUGAGUCACUACAAGGACGCAGGGGUGCCACCUCCAGAGCAUGGCCGGCCAUGAGGAUUCAGUUGGAUGUAUGGCACUUCAUGAGGUUUGCGACGGGAUGCACAACUGAUUCCCAUGCUCUUUACACCAGCUUCAUGGCUCAGCUUACCCGUUGCAUUUUUUAUGGGAUGACAGUGACCUGCAGCAACUCAGGACAGCCAAGCGGGCAGAGCUGGAGGCAAGUCACAUGCGUCCCACAGAAGGAGAUGUGACAUGCCGUUUAACCAAGGCAGAGAUGCAGCUCCAUUGCAGGAGGGCUGUCCGGGAAACCAGGGAGAUGGAAGCCAUGCUUAAAGAGUUGAUCGAAGCAUAUGAUGGAGAGAGAGGCUGCGACACUCUCGGUGUGCCUCUGAUCAAUUCUGCAAGGAUGGCGGAAAUCUGGAAGGCCCAGCAGAAACACAUCCCCUGUCUCCAGGACCCUCCAGGUUUCCAGCUGUAUACGCAGACAGGGACACUGAAGAAGGGUGGUCAUGUGCUUCCAACAUACCGGUGUGCCAGAGGUUCGACCUCUUUGGAGAACUUUCAUCUGCACAUGAACAGAUUCAUCCCAGCAGCUGUUCCUGUGUGCCCCCCAGUUCGUGAGGACAGUGGGAGACAUGCUGGAUCUAAUCCGAGCCUUGGUCCCCAGCUCCAUACUGACACUCCUCAAACUUCCCAGGAUGGGGCAAUGCUCUGCACGCAUCAAGCUCCCCAGCAAGACACACCCAGCAUGGCAGAGGAACAGCCGUCGACAUCAUCAUGCUCCACCAGUGAUGACUCUGUUGGACCGGACAAUAUUGCGGGCUUCAAAGCCGUCCAGGACUUGACGGGUUAUUUAUUUAAAUUAAAAGACCACAGUCUUGCCCUGUCACGAGAGGAGGCCGCCAAAAUCAUUGCCCUGUGGGAGUGUUUGUCAGAAUAUGACCAAAAACAUACAGUUUACCCUCCACGUCAUCAAGUCACAAUCCCUAAAGGGAGAUUCAGGGCCACAAAAAAAAAUGUUGCACCUGGUGUGGAGAGUACAAAGCGGUACGUAUGCUUUUUUGAGCAAGUCUGACAAUGCUACAUGCUAUAAUAUAAUGUCUUUUAUGAACACAAAGCUGUGAAUACCUUUGCAGAUGCUUUGCAGGAGGGAGAAGCCCAGCACAGUCGCCUGGCAAUCGUGUGUGUGAGGCACUUUUUAUUCAACUGUGCGAGGAGUAUAGCGGACCCAGGCGCAUUGAUGGAGUCAGGAACGAGUGUUGGAGCCUUGUCACCAGAGCAUAUCUUCACAUCCGCCAAGUCAUAUUAAGCAAUGCCUUGGUGAUGGAGAAGACCACCAUCCAGCUCCCGGUGAUGAAUACGGCAACCAUCGCUAGUUGGUAAGUUAACAAAACACUUGUGAGGGAAUAACCUAGUAUCUGUGCUAUGUUCUGUGCAGAUAUUUUGCAUUCUUAUAAUACACUAUGGUAUACAAACAAAUUUAUACUUGGAAUAUUUGCAGGUACUGUAAAUGUCAAAAAAAGCAGGAGAAGAGUGUGCUGGAGCAAGGCCUCUCUACUCCAAAGACCACCAACGUGAGCCCAGAAAGCUUGCCUCUUGCUGUUGAGAGGAAGGACAGACCCUGUGUCCCUACCACCAGUGUCACAAAUCCUCACGUCUUUGUGCUGCCCCCUAACACUGCAGGGAUGGCACAGCUAAAACAGCGGCUGAACCUGCCAGUGGCUCCACCUGCUGGAUAACGCGUCGGACUACGGAUCAGAAGAUUCUAGGUUCGAUUCCUGGCUGGUUCGAUAUUUUUUCAUAUUCCCAACGGAUAACAAAACAAGCCAUGUACAAAAAGCAACAACCAAAUAAAGGGUU